AUGGGGAUUCCUGUGAAUUCAGAAAAUGUUAAUGAUGAAACUGAAGGUGAUGUUGCAGGUAAAGAGGUUUAUUAUUUAUGUGGGAAUUCUUUAGGUUUGAUGCCAAAGGAUACUAAGGAAACUGUCACUAGAGAACUUGAUGCUUGGCGAGAUAGGGCUGUGGAAUCCCAUUUUAAACACCCUACUGACACUUCUUGGGUGGAUAUCGAUUUACCAGUAGUUCCAUUGUUAGCUCCUAUUGUCGGUGGUAAAAAUGAAGAAGUUGCAGUAAUGAACACUUUGACUGCUAAUUUAAAUUCCCUUUUAGUUUCAUUUUAUAGACCAACAAAGAAGAGGUUUAAAAUUGUCUUCGAGAAGAAGGCAUUCCCAUCAGAUUAUUAUGCAUUUUAUAACCAAUGUAGAUUGCAUAAUUUUGAUCCAAAUGAAUGUAUUUUACAAAUUUCUGCAAGACCCAAUGAGACGUUUUUAAGAACUGAAGACAUUUUAAAAGUAAUUGAAGAAAAUAACGAAUCUAUUGCAUUGGUCUGUUUACCAGGGAUUCAGUAUUAUUCGGGACAACUGUUUGAAAUUGAAAGAAUCACUAAAUUUGCCCAUCAAUAUCCUGAAAUCAUAGUUGGAUGGGAUCUUGCCCAUGCAGUUGGGAAUGUACCAUUGAAAUUGCACGAUUGGGGGGUUGACUUUGCCUGUUGGUGUUCAUAUAAAUAUUUAAAUUCAGGACCUGGUAGUAUCGGUGGGUUGUUCAUUCAUGAAAAAUGGCAUCACUCUGCCCUUAAAUUCGGUGAUGAUGUCAAUCAUGAUGAAUAUAGACCAAGGUUAGCAGGUUGGUGGGGGAAUAAUAAUGAGAAAAGGUUUCAAAUGUUAGAGAAAUUCGAACCUAUCAAGGGAGCAUUAGGUUUUAGACAAUCCAAUCCUAGUGUACUAGACGUCGUCUGCUUACAAAGUUCAUUGAAGAUAUUUCAAAAAUAUGGAGGUGUUGAGAACUUAAGAUUAAAAUCAUUGAAACUAACAAAGUACCUAAUCAAUCAACUGCAAAAAUCUCCGUAUUAUCAUCCGAAGAAACAAUCCAGCAAAGAAGAAUUAGGAUUCAGAAUUAUUACACCAAUUCAAAACGAAUCACAGUACGGCGCACAGAUUUCCAUCCAAUUGACUCCAUCAAGACUUACAGGUAAAAACAAAGAUACAAUGGAGAUAGUAUUUGAAUACAUGCACCGCCAUGGAGUUGUAGUAGAUGAGAGGAAACCCAACGUUAUUCGUAUCUCUCCUGUGCCAUUAUACAAUACAUUUCAAGAUGUGUUUACCACUGUCGCGAUUUUAAAUAGUGCUCUAGACAGUGUCAAGAAAAGCAUAAAAGCGUUAAAAUCCAAUUAA
Molecule: messenger RNA, 1368 nt
Organism: Vanderwaltozyma polyspora DSM 70294
Lineage: Eukaryota; Fungi; Ascomycota; Saccharomycetes; Saccharomycetales; Saccharomycetaceae
Gene: BNA5
Product: kynureninase
Exons: 1
Coding region: 1-1368 (455 amino acids)
Biological process (GO): NAD+ biosynthetic process
Cellular component (GO): cytoplasm
Molecular function (GO): pyridoxal phosphate binding; kynureninase activity
Source: RefSeq, a predicted model, not a curated record